Molecule: messenger RNA, 1140 nt
Organism: Neltuma alba
Lineage: Eukaryota; Viridiplantae; Streptophyta; Magnoliopsida; Fabales; Fabaceae
Exons: 3
Coding region: 48-680 (210 amino acids)
Source: RefSeq, a predicted model, not a curated record
CCCCUUUCUGACUUCAUAGCACACCGGAGAAUCCUUGUGGAUAAACGAUGAUGACUUCGAUGCUAUCGAUCGUCUUCCUCCUUCUUCCUUGGGCCAUUGCUUCUCUUCUAUUGCCGAUUGUAUCUUCCACGACGGAGACGCCCACUCCGACCCCAUGGCCUCUCCAAUUUCACUCCAUUUUGUUCAUGAACUAUAGUGGAUCCCUUCAGAAGAUCGAUCUCUGGUACGAUUGGCCCAACGGUCGCAACUUCAACAUCAUACAGGACCAGCUUGGUGAUAAGAUUCUCUACGACCUCGAAUGGAACAACGGCACCUCCUUCUUCUACACAUUGGAUUCUUCCAAGGAGUGCAGGUCUGUUCAGCUCGAGGUUGGAAUUCUUCGCCCCAAUUGGUUGGAUGGUGCUAACUAUUUGGGUCAAAAAACUGUGGAUGGCUUCCUGUGCAAUGUUUGGGAGAAGGUCGAUUUCAUUUGGUACUAUGAAGACGUUGUUUCCAAAAGGCCUGUUCAUUGGGUCUUCUACACUGGUAGACAGGCGCAUGUGAUGACAUUUGAAGUGGGAGCUGUACUGGAGGAUGCCAAGUGGCAAGCUCCUGUCUACUGCUUUGAUAAGAAGAAUAAGUCUCUUGACGACGCUGCCACUCUCAGGGAUUCUGUUCUAAGGAAUGGUGUUAAAAAGUGAACAAAUAAUUUACAAGAUACUCUUCCAAAGCACAGUGCGGUGUCCAUUGAACUUAAUUUAUGAAAAGCUCGCUUGGUUAAAGCAUCACUUUCUUGCCACGUUCAUUUGUAGCAGCACAAGAAGCGAACAGAAUCUCACCACUAUGGUUGGCAUAUUCCAUGCUGUAACCAGGCCACUUGAUUAGUGACAAUGAAGGUAAACAAGUUUCAAUGUUUCUGAUAAAGUGAAUUCUUGCGCUUCAAUUUUGCACUAAUAAAUAAGUACAUCAUUAAAAUCUUGUGUCUUCUGUAUAUCGAACUUCCUAGUUGCGAAGUGUCGAAUGUCUAAUGGCAAAACGGCUUGUAUUUAUGGUGCAAUUAGCUUAUCGGACACUUUGGUACUUUGGCCCGUACGGUGUGGCUUCCAUAUCUCCUUUAAUUUAUUGCCAUCUAAUUCGAUUUGUUGACAAUUUUCUUUUCCA